Nycticebus coucang (slow loris) is the source of this 2656-nucleotide messenger RNA. It is a transcript of the gene LINS1, whose product is annotated as lines homolog 1. The record is from RefSeq and is a predicted model, not a curated record. The transcript is spliced from 7 exons. Lineage: Eukaryota; Metazoa; Chordata; Mammalia; Primates; Lorisidae. Bases 380 to 2653 code for a protein of 757 amino acids.
ACGGCUGCUGAGUUGCGUUGCGAGGGAGGCAUGAAUGCACCAGUCUGAGGGGCUGGUCCCGGUCGUGCGGUUAGGGAGGUGGCGGUCUCCAGGAAGCGAAGAGGAAGUGCCCAGUCCUGGUGCCUUUCCUCAGUUCUUCUCAGACGUCAGUGUCCAGUCCUUGGAGUGUCUGUCGGUCCUUGAAUCCCGUUAGCUACCAGGCUAGGAAUGCCCACCGUAACACGGAAGAGAGGACACCUUUUGGGAUGAGAUUCCAGUUCAAGGCUUUUCCUACAAGGUUUCACUGAAGAAACAUCCUGGAGAUUCAUUGCACUUCUAAGAUUUAAUAUUUAUGACUUGGAGUUGUCAACCUACUUAAAGAUACAUUUUGGAAAUCAAAAUGAAAACUUUCUGUGAAGUUUUAGAACAAUUAUACAAGAAGGUAGUUCGUGGAGCCACACUUGAAAAUGACAGCCAUCAUUACACCUUUUAUCUGAACCCAGCAUUUUCAGAUCAAGAGUGCUCUACAACCACCUCCUUAGAAUGGACAAACACCUUUGGCCUCCAGGGCAAGCAUCAGCCAUCCUCUGUCAAGGUGGCUCCCAUUUCUGUGGUACCGGUGUGUUCGAAAAGCUCCUCUCAGAUGAGGGGUGCCACAGAAGUGAGGCUCCUUCAGUUAACAGUGAUGGACGUCAUGAUAACCAGGAUAUUGUCUGUUGAAACUGAGUUCCAUGCAAAGGAGAAAUACAGAAAUAUAAUUACAAUUCUUUUAGAAUCAGCUGAAGUGGAUGCUAAAUUAAUUUCUCUUUUCCAAAAUUUGGAUAAAUUAUUAUCUCACAUGGCUGCAAAGUGCCUUGCAUUGCUUCUAUAUUUCCAAUUGAGAGAAAAGAUAACUUUAAGUAAUUCCUGGAUUACUUUUUGCCAAAAAAGUCUUUCUGAAUACUCUGAGAGUGAUAAAAUAAUAUACUGCCUCUGGACUCUUACAGCUGUAAUAAAAGAAAUCUUUAAAGAUACAUGUUCGCAAAAAUCAGAAAUUCUAAAGCAGUUCCUGACUCCUUUUGACAUUGUUUUUGAAGUGUUUUACAAUUCCUUAUUUUCUCAGCAUUUUGAAAACUGCCAAGAUACUUCUAAAAUAAUAAACAGCUUGAUAUGUUUUCUGGAAUUGCUUGAGCUUCUUGUGGCCUCCAGAAUCUACCUGAAGUUACAUUUCACUUGCCAGAGGAUUUUAUUUUUGAAACCAUCUUGUGUGCUACAAGUUAUUACCUGGCCUGUUCAGGCUUUUGUCAAAAGAAAGGUCAUCAUGUUUAUCAAAAAGUGCCUUCUCCAUAAAGUGGGUGAAGACCUCUUUCGUGGCUCUGUGCCUGCCUUGAUGCCAGACUGUCAUUUAGAGGUGGACAUGUUGACUUUAGCCAAUGCUGUUUUGCAAGCUGUGAAUUUGGGGUUGUUAAGGACAUUGUCUAUUCGUGGAAAACUUUCCUUCUUUGGAGGUGAUGAAGUUCAGCCUGGAUGUGAACAUAUCUCUGGUCCAGAUCAUGUGAUCCUUAGAGCAGUGAGUUUAGUUAUAAUGAAAUCCUUAGAAAUCAAGUUUCAAAAUUGUCCUUCAGCAAAUGAAAUGAAAGUUGACUUACAGAGAUUCAUGUCUGAAUUACUGACCUUCUUAAAGCCUCACCUCCAGCCCUCUCUGCAAUUACACAAUCCAUGUGAAUGGCUAUCUAGGGUCUUCAUAGAACAAGAUGAUGACAUGCUGGAGGCUGCCAAAGCAUCAGUGAGCAUCUACCUAACAUUGACCAGAAAAUAUGAAGUUACUGAAAGCUUGACCCAAGAAAAAGAAAUGUGGAACCAUCACACACAUGAGAAUGGCUAUAAUCCUCACUGUAUUUUCUUAUUCUUCUUAAAAAAUAUAGGAUUUGAUUCUACAGUUCUUCUUGACUUUUUGAUUUCAUCAGAAACCUGUUUUCUUGAAUAUUUCGUUAGAUACUUAAAAUUACUGCAAAAAGACUGGAAUAAUUUUUUUACUAUUUGCAAGUACUUUGAUGCAACUGAAUCUAAAUAUGACAUAAAUAUCUGUAAUUGUGUCUCCUCACUUGUCCAAGACAGAAGCACCAACCAAACAGCACCUCAUUGCUUGACUGUUCUUGAGAAUCAUGUACAUACUUAUGCUUGGGACUCUUGGGCUUCUGAUGCUUCUUUUGAAUCACUGAGCCAGGUUGUGAUGCCCAAAGAGACCCACAUUACGCAGGUUCAUAGUCUGUCUUCUCCCCAGGCUUCCCAAAGUCUGGUAGAUUAUGACAGCUCUGAUAAUUCUGAAGUGGACCCCACAGACCAAUGUUUAGCUAACAGUAAACAGACAUCUUUACACCAAGAUGCAAUUAAGAAAACUCAGGAUGCAGCUGGGACAAGUAGAGAUAAAAAAGAACUUAGCCUAGACCCUCAAUCAAGGUCUCUGGUUCCAAAUGAAUUUAAUACUUCCUUCUCGGUUGAUUGUGAAGUGACACCAAGUAAAACUGUCUCAGAAGUGGGAAUAUCUUACAGAACAGUAAAAUGCUUCAAAGAGCUACAAGUUGCCAUUUACCGUUUACAAAAGAAAAAUCUGUUCCCAUAUAAUCCAACUGCACUUUUGAAAUUGUUAAAAUAUGUAGAGGUAAUAUGUAAUAAAAGUAGGGGCCCUUGGUAAAAC